GAGCGCGUAAACAAUAAUAGUAACUAUGCGUUCGUGUUAGAGGAUCCUUCUAAACCGAGAAAAUAUCAACUCAAUUUCAACCUUGGCUCCGAAUACGUUAAAGAUUUAAAGCAUAUACCGGUUACAGCAAUGGAUCAUCACAAUCCUCAACAGCAACGUCACGCUGAUCUUUUACCGAAUCGUCAACCUGUUUCUUCGAUCACUCUUCCGCCUAUAAGAGAAUUGAUACUUCCUCCUUUAUCUUCAAUAAAUCAUCAACAACCUCAUUCUCAUGUUCAACAAGAAUCUAUACCUUUGUCUUCGAGGCCGCAUCUUCCCCCUUUACAGCAUUCUUUCGACCCUCCUCAAAAUCCUUCUUCAUACAACUAUCAAACUGCUAUAAACGACCGUGCUAAUGAUAAUCAUACUCAAUUCUCUCCUCCAGAGGUUGCUCAUUACCAUCCUCAUCAUGGUUAUCCUACUGCUAAUAAUGUUAAUCAUCAUUAUCAACAUCCAUCUGUCUCUCACCAUCAUCACCACGUGUCGCAACAACCUUCUCAAGUACCUCAUCUACCGCAGGCACCACCUCUUCCUCAUCAUCAAACAUAUCAAUCUCAGCAACCUCCAUUACCACAUCUAUAUCAACAACAACAGCCGUUGCCACAGAACUCUAAUCAUGUGCAUCAUCAGCAACAGCAUUCACAAUUACAUCAUCAUCAUCAUCAAUCUCAUGUAUAUAAUAAUGAAAUUGUUCCUGAAAGAAAUCAACAUGAUUAUCAACCUUCUUCUGUUUCGGUCGGUUAUAAUCGUCAACCGUAUUAUACUCAAAUUUUGAAUGAUAAUGGUCCUUCACAAAUGAUCGCUUCUCAACCUUCAAAUAUGGUUACUCCUUCUCAUGACCAUCAAAUACGAUUUCCAGAUUCAAUCGCUAAUUAUUCUCCUCAACCUAUACAACCGAUGUAUAAAAAAGUUCAACAAGCUCCUAUAACUGAUCUAUUGAACUCGUCUCAUCAGCCUCCACCUCUAAAUCCAGUGUCUCCUCCUAAAUCACUUCAUUUACAACCUUCUCAACAACAAUAUCCUCAUGAAAAUCGUGAAACAUCUCCAUUUUAUUUGGCCCCUCCGUCUCACCACCAAUCUGGUUCUAAUUCUUCUGUGUCUACUCGUUCUUCUUCUCCUGCUCCAAGUACUCCUGUUGCUUCAUUUCUUAGUAGUCCUAAUAAUAAUUUGUCUCAAUUUGUUGAAAAACCUAUCGAUCAAAGUCUUCCACCUAAAAAAACAUCUAUAGUUCCUGCUGGUCCUUUACCUGUUCAACAACCGGUAACUGCCCCUACUCAAUCACAAUCUAAUGUUACGAAUGAUGAUAUUCCUGUGUUUGUACAGUAUGUGGUUCCUACUCCGGAUAUUGGUUCUCAACCUAACAUUUCAAAAUCAACAACUCGUCCUCGAAAAAAUAGUUUAACCACUUCUAAUGGUGUACUUCCAUCAUCUCAAAAACGUACCAGAAAACCUAAAGAUGUAUCUGUAUCAAAAGAUAUUACUCAUGAAGAUAAAAAGAGUCGUUCAAUUAAUCGUACUUCUUCUGAAAUUCCUUCUGAAUGUUGUUCGUCUGACAUACCAAUUCAAAAUCUUAAACGUGAUUAUUCAUGCGUUCCAGAUUCUCAAAUUGUUGAAUAUAAGCCAUCUCAAGAAAUUAUUGAUGAUUCAACUAUGAUGAAUGGCGUUAUUGAAUCAAAGGAUGAAAAUAUUGAAACUGCUUUGAUUUUAAAUUCUUUAAAAAAUAACAUUAUUCCUAUUUCAAAUACUGAUACAAUGAAUGUUGACUCAAAGAACAUUGAAAUGAAGAAUAUUGAUACGAAGGAUGUUGAUAUGAAGGAUGUUGAUAUUAAUGUCGACAAGAAUAUUAUGAAUAAUAAUAUUGUUGAUACGAAUGUUAUGAAUAAUAAUAUCGUUGAUACGAAUAUUAUGAACAAUAAUAUUGUUGAUACGAAUAUUAUGAAUAAGAAUAUCAUUUCUAAUAGUGAUAUCAAUACGAAUGAAUUAAUGGAUGGUCAAAAAUUAGCUACAAAAGUUAGGCAAUUAUCAAUACAUGAGGAGAACCCUGUUAAAGAGGAGAACGAUGAUGACCCUCAAAUGAAAUUUCCUAUUAUUUCUCGUAGUGGUUCUUUUAACUCCUCUAAACGACAUCAAUCUCCAAUUAAAAAGUCCGUUUUGGAUAUUGAUAAAAGGGUUUGUGAUGAUAAUAGUGCCGAUAAUCGUGUUGUUAACAACAUUGUUCAUAUUAAACAAGAACAUGUUCCAAUAGACAAUCCGGAUAAUGAUUCUGAUAACGAUCUCGCCAUGGAUGAUGAUUCGGAUGAUGAUGAAUUCUCUAAACGAAAACAACCUAAACGUGAUAACGAACUUGAUAAUAAUGUUCAAUGGAAUAGUGAUGAUAUGGAAACCGAGGAAGAAGUUGAAGAAGAAGUCGAAAUAUACCAAACUACCUCUUCCAUAAGUGGUAAAGAUGAUAAUCGUAAACAAACGGUCAUAUAUUCUUCUUCACCACCUUCAUCAACUUCUUUUUUACAAGGUAUUAAUCGCGUUAAGGUCGAAGAUGUUAAGGAUACUUCUAUAAUAACUGGUACUACGACUAUAAAACCCACAUUUCCCGUUUCUCCUAAUACGAACGGUAGUGGUACUAUGUCACGAAAAGCUUCAACUUCUAGUUCUAUAUCUCGUAAAGGUUCAACUUCUAGCAAUGGUAGUAAUAAAGAUGCUGCAUCCAAUACACCAUGUUCAGAUGUUUCAGAUACUUUAUCUACUUCAACAUCAAUACCACCAUUUUACAUAUUCAAGUUUCUACUUCGAUGCUGA
This is a messenger RNA of Scutellospora calospora, 2835 nucleotides long. Lineage: Eukaryota; Fungi; Glomeromycota; Glomeromycetes; Diversisporales; Gigasporaceae. The record is from the annotation of a GenBank genome assembly.